Messenger RNA from Cinara cedri, 8167 nucleotides. The record is from the annotation of a GenBank genome assembly. NCBI's taxonomy places the organism in Eukaryota, Metazoa, Arthropoda, Insecta, Hemiptera, Aphididae.
AUGGACUACGCAACGGCUGUAUUUCGAAACUCAGCCACUGUCGCGCACGUGUGUGACGCCCAUUACGUGUGGGUAAGAUUGAUCAUAGUGUAUACAUAUUAAAUAUAUUAUAACAAUAAAUAUUGUAUUACAUAUAUUAAUAUACAUGUGUAGAUACCGUGUACAAACCUAACUGUAGGUCAACCCGAAUUUAGAAAGUACAACUAAAAAAAAAAACAACACAAACUAUUAUUAACAAGAGUUUAAUAAAGAGGAUAUUUUUAUGUAGGUAAAUACUCGAAUACUAGAAUAGCGUUUACGAAUAGUUAAAUCACGUUAUACAUUACACACUAGAACUGCGUGAGCGCAAUAUUUUCGCCUUUCGCGCACUCUCAGAGCCGUAUUUAAGCGAAAACUUCGUAGCUGUAAUCUAUAGGUCUGCACCAAAAAAGCUAAUAAGCAAAAAAAAAUAAAUGAACUGAUAGGUGUGCCUCUAUUGUAGGUGAGAAGACAGGAUAAAUAAAGUUAUUUAAAUUUAUAUCUAUAAGCAAUGAUAAACCAUUGCUAACGAAAACGAUUUUUAGCGAAGUUUGGUUGUACGUGAUUUGAAAGGCAGUAAUAUUUACGAUUUACAUACGAAUUUGAUUUUAAAACGAUUAUAAAUAGACACACAUACUUCAUACGGUGCAGCCACUGUUGUUGGUGAGAAGUUGAGAAGGUAAGUUAUAGAGGAUAUAGAGGGGAAAUUAAUUUUUAUCUGUAAUCAACGAAAAAUUACCUCUUCAAAGUACCAUUUUAGUCAGAUUUCUUAUUACAAAAAAAAAUUCACCAAUACUCGCUUAACUCAGACUACACUAAAACAUCGCUAAAAUUAAACUACUUUCUUGUAAAAUUUAAUAUUUAGGAUAUUUAAUUAUUGAUCGCUUAACCGUCGAUAUUCAAUAUCCAAUGCGGACCCGUGGUGAUUCUUUUCAUAUUAAAUUUUUGAAACGCCAAAACUUGAUACCCUUCUAGGUAUAUUGUUCAAUAAACAUAUUUUUUAUUUUAAAAACUGCUUCACUUUCACUUUUUCCAGGCUAUUUUUUUGAUUUUUCCAGGAGUUCUCAUGAUAAAUGUGAAAAACCAGAAAAACCCGUACGAAAUGCGUCGUUCUGAAAUUGUAAAUAUUACGGCCUUUCAAAACAUGUAAAACCAAAAUCCACUCAGAACCGUUUUGCAUUAGCAAUGAUUGAUCGUUGCGUAAAGAUAUAUGUUAAAAUUCUCCUCUACCUUCCCAACUUCUCACCUACAACAGUGGCCCAACCAAAUUAUUGAUACACUGUUAAAAAAAGAUUAUUUUGUGAUAUGCGAGUUGUUAUUUAAUGAAAAAUAAAAUGUUUAUGUUUGAAAUAGAGAAUUUUUAAUGUAGUUUUAAUAUGUAUAUAUAUUAUGACCGGUCGACUCCGACCGUGGAGUAAAACCGGUCAAAUGAACUUUAAAAAAAACUGUGUUUAUUCAUUCUUUUGAUUUUUAAAGAAAACAAAUUUAGCUAUGGUACAUUUUAAAGCUUUAUUUUUAGCCAAGAUAUUGAUAGUUGAGCUUAGGUGAACGGACUUUCCCCUAAUAAUUCUCCUCUAAUUGUGUAAAUCAUUUAAAUAUUUACUCAUAUACCUAUACAGAUAGUACCCUAUAGUGAAAACCUUGAAUUUUAAAUGGGCUGCUAACCCUGCCUUCCGACGGACCUUUUUUUUAGCGAGGAUCAUUACUCAAGAGCCAAUGGGGAGAACGUGAACGAUCCUCCUGAUGCACUCAAUUUAUCACAACUUGGUACCCAGCUACCACUUCUCAAUUCGCCGUUCCGUCUGCGAACGGCCAGGCCGCCGUCGGUUAAGUUUCCUUUAACCACUACCUAGUGAAUCUCAUAAGCCCGGUCGAAUCCUACCACACGGCACCGACCGUAGACUGGAGUCCAAAAUCUGAAGGCCUAAUAUAAUCUAACCGUGGGCCAGAGUCUUACCGACCUUCUCACCAUAACAAUGUCAUGAGUAGGACAUAUCUCGACGCCCGAAGGCCGACGGAAUGAGCGGUAAGCCCACACAGGGAGUCCCCGGGCACUUCCGAAUAGCCAUUGAUAACACAAUUACCAUCACCAGGGGUAAGUGGGCCGGCCGAAAACAUCCCACAGGACGACCCAACGGUUGGAAUGCGAGAAGACCCCCAACCGAUCAGGUAGAGAAGAAGGUCCUUGGUCCUUCGACUCGUCGAAAACAAGCUCGGUGGGGAAGUCCCGGUAUUCAAUUAUCACCUGAGAGUUUGCGCAUGUUAGUUUCGCGCCGUGAAUAUCCGUGACUUUACUAGUAUCCAGUACCACAAAGAGGUCUGUGCUAUCCAAACGGACCAGACGGUCGCGUAGAUCGUCCGGAUCAUCUAGGAAGCCGCUAAAGGGACCGAAACAGGAACUAAAUCCAACCCCGGUACCCCGGUCACAGGUCCUACAGUGUUAUCCUUAUGCUAAUAAUUCUAUCAAUAUUCAUUUUUUUGUUUCCAGUCGAGUUUUGUGCAAGGAGGGUACAUAAUAUAUUAAUAUGUAAAGAAAAAUGUAAUGUUUAUUUUCAUUACUUAAUUAUUGAAAAAAAUAACUUUUUAUUUUAUCAUUUUUCAAAAUUUUCAAAAUAGCAAUUUUUUAAAAUAUAUUAUUCUAAAAAUGCUAAUAUAGCAUUCACUCAUAUCCGAUCAAUAGUUUCUUAAUAAUAAGAAUAACCGUUUUAAUAUCAAGAAAAUUGAUAUGAAAAUAAUUAAAUUUCAAUAAAAUAACAUGUUAUGCGAUGAGGAAUUACAAUCAGCACCGCAAUUCCUUUAUCUUCUAUUAAGUAUUAAUUAUUUUCAGACCAAUUUUCUAGAAAUUAAAACGGCUAUUACUAAGAAACUAUUAAUCGAAUAUGAAUGUUACAUUAAAUUUUAAGACUAUCUUUUACAAAAUAGCUAUUUUGAAAAUGUUAAAAAAUGAUAAAAUAAAAAGUAAUUUUUUUUUCAAUAAUUAAAGGAUGAAAAUAAAAAUUGUAUUUUUUCCUAGAUCUGUGUUCCCCUUACACAAAACCUGAUUGAAAACAAAAAUGAAUAUUGAAAGAAUUAUUAGCAUAAAGAUAACACUGUAGGACACUCAGUACACAAUAUUUCGGUACAAAAAGUGCAAUAUAUGGAAACGCUAUAUUAGGAACAGGUAGUAUUUCGACGACGAGAGUAAAAGUAUUUCACGUUCAUUUUACAAAACUAAAAUAACUAUUAUUGUAUAAAUCAAUAAAUAAGCGCAGUUUAGGCUUAUCGUACCUUAAUACAUAAUCGUUCAUAACUACUGCCUGGAGGGGAUGCAAACCUAUAUGAUAACCAUGAUUAAGAUUUUAUAGAACUUAAAAUUGCAUUAAUAUACGCAAUGUAUAAAACAAAUAUUUGCAAUAAAUAUAACAAAAUGUAGAUACUAAUAGUAUUACCUUGUAAUUUAUUAUCAUUAUCAUAUCACUUAUCAGCCAUCACUUAUUCCACUCUUCCCUAUUAUCCACUUUCCUUUUCAUCUGUACAAUAUGAAUCUCAUCUUUAGUCCUUUAUUAAUUAUUCCAGUCUUGACCUUCCUAUAUGAAUCUUCUCUUCCACGCUUCUUUUUAACUAUAAUUAUAGCUUUCACCCCUCAUGUCGUACUCGUAUUAUGGCUAUCCACUCAUUUUGUCUUCUCACUAUACUUUUUCACAAUAGUUUUCCUUCUGGUGUUCUUUCAAGUAUUCUUUAUCGGUUAUUCUGUUCAUCCACCUUAUCUUCAAAUAUUCUCCUAUAACAUUGCAUUUCGAAUUCUUCCACAGGAAAUGGGACUGGGGAGGCACUUUAACGAAGUCAUUUUUUUCAUGAGAUCAUAUUCAGAGUUUACUCAUAAAAUGUGAAAAACCGAAAAAAAAGCGGAGAAAAAUGGGAAAAUAUACGAAAUAUAUUAGUAAAUAUAAAGAUCUUUUUUUCUGUGGACAACUUUUCUACCAGCAAUUUUGCUUCGAUUUAUAAUUUUUCCAUUUUCACCAAUUUUUCUAUAAGGAAAUCUGACUACGGAGAUACUUUUAAGGAGUUAUUAUUUUACUUUUUCACUAGUUUUCUCAAUAAAUGAGAAAACCCGGGAAAAAAAAAUAAGAAACCUAACCUAACCUAACCUAACCUCACCCAUGUGCGAAGUAUGUCAGUCUUUUUUACUUUUUCUCCCGACGCCUUCCAAAGUUCUAUUUGUAUUUCAUCCACCCCUACUACUUACUUAUUCUUCAGAUUCCUCAAGUUCGUUUUACUUAAUCUAUACUCGGGUACUUAUUAUUUUAUUAAUAAAUAAUAUUAAGAUUUCAAUUACUAAUUUAUUAAAAAAUAUAUUAAUUUUGAUUAAAAAAACUAUCGUAAAAAUAAUUAAUCCUAAUAGUCUUUAAAUAGCACUAAAAUAUAAAAAAAUGCAAAAACUAAAUUGUGAAUUUUAGUUCUCUGAGUCAUGAAAGCUUACUCUACCAUUUCUUAAGUAUCUUAUAGAAAUAUGCAAGCACUAUAAAAUCCCAUUUUUGAUAAUAAUCCUGUGGUCUCGUAGGUAAUGUUAUGCAAAGAUAACUAAUAUCAUUUCGAAAAAUUUAGAUAACUUCGUUUUUAUAUAGUUAAAUCUAAAUUUUAAAAGGCUUACAAAAUGUAAAACCUGCAAAAUGGUAGUGAUAUAAAUCUAAGUAUCAUCUAUUUGAUUAUAAAUUGUCUAUGAUUUAUGUUUAAUAAAUUCAUUACAAUUUAAUUAUUUAUUGAUCAUACAAAAUUAAUAUAAUACUUUAGAUCAUACAGUGGCGUAGUUAUGAUUUUGUUCGGAGGGAGAGGAGAAUAAUAAUUUGUUAAAUGAAUAUCGUUUGAAAGUCCACCCACUUACAUCCAUAUAAGAUCUGUUUUAGAUUCUUAGUGUAGCAAAGAAACUAUUAGUUUUAUCGAGAUCGGUUAUUUUCUCAGAAAACACUUUUUUCGAUAUUGGGUUCUAUUUUUAUGCUACAAAUUAAAAAAAGCGGAUUUUUCGUCCAAUGGUAUUUAUUUGAACCAUUUUCCGAAAUUCUUAAUACUUUUUCCAAAAAAUUGCACUUAUAGUAUAGUUACGUAUAGUUAAUACACAAAACAUGAUUAAUACGACUAAUAAAUAUUAAUACUACUUAGUUCAGAAUCUAAUGUUUAAAUCUAUGUGACAAUAAUUUCAAUGUAUAAACUAAAUAACUUCUAUAAUAUUAUAUACGUAUAAUUAUCCUACUCCUAUUGGUACCUUUCAAACUUUCCACCCACUACAGUGCCUAAUUAUUCAUAGGUACUUCGUCAAAUGUAAAAACUACAUUAUGUUCUAUCACUAACAACUUAGUUAUGAUCAGUGAUUACCAUUAACUACAUCAUAAAUACUUUUACGAAUAGGUAUACUAAGGUUCAAAUUUGAACAUAAAAAAAGUUCUAGAAGAGGAUCUAUUCCCAUAAUUUCCCCCUCCCUCCAUAACUAUGCCACUGGUAAUACUUGAAUUAAGAUAUAAUAUAAUAUAGACAAUAAUAUUUUGACAUUCUCCAAAGUUUGAUAAUCCUGUAAAUAUUAUUUUUUUCAUGACCUGUUCGUAUAGCUAAUUUUAAUAGCCGCCAUCACGGAUUGCGCAGGAUUAAAACGUACACCGCUACUCGAUUAUUAUUAUACUGGCGGCUAUCACCCUCAAGACUUCGUUGUGACCGAUUCAUGGGCAUUGCAGUCGUUAAAAAGUAGGUAUCUACAAACAAUGCGACCUAAAUACACAUUCGAAUAAAAGUGUUAUUCCAACGACAUAGCAUUAGGUUAACUUAGGUAUAGCGAAAUUAUCGUUUAUCUAUUGGAGCAAUAUUUAUGGAAAAAAACUUAAGCCGUAAAAAUAUAAAAUAAUUAAAUCGUUGUGCCGUAAUUUCAAAAAAAAUAUAUUAAAUAUAAUAAUAAAAUAUGUUUCGUCUUUUUUUGAUUUUUCCCAAUUAUGUAUUUUUAAAAACACUUUAGAUAUUAAAAAAACUACUUUCUUCGUCGUGUGUUAAAAGAAACAAAAUCGAUCUCUUAUCAUUUUUGGAUUGGAGUAAUAUUUCUGGUAGAAAAUAUCGUGUUAACAUAAUAAAAUCAAUGAAAACGGUAAUGCUACGGCGCGGAGCAUCGUAAACAUUUGCCGUUUUACCUAUACUUUUCUUUCGGAUUUUUUCCAAUUAUUUCGAAAACCCAUUGGAAAAUCAAAAAAAUUACCAGAAAAUUACCUUUCCAAAAAGAUGAUAUAGUCUAUACUUUGGAGAAAGUUUUCUGGUAAAAAAGUUGUUCAUACACAUUAAAAAAGAUAAUACAAAAACACACCCGAUUUACAAUGAUAGCACUUUUUUUGAAAGGAAAUCUGAUUGACGUGGUAGGAAAGCCACUUUUUAAUUUAUUUCCCAAUAAAUGAGAAAAACCGGAAGAAAAACGGAAAUGUAGUUACAAAUUAAACAGAUAGGUAUUAUUAAAGAUACUAUCUAAUGCAUGUGUAAUUAUUUCACCUUAAUAUGAUAUACAUUGUAGACAAAUCAACACUAUUGACGAAACUUUGCUUAGAAUCGUUUUCAUUAGGAAAGAUUAACCAUUGUGUACAGAUACCUAUACAUUCAAUUUUCUCUAUACCUUCUCAACUUCUGCCAUGUGCAAAGUAUAUCCGACUUUUUUAAUUUUUAAUUUGAUAGGUAUUUUUUGGAUAAAUCUGUCUUAUUAUACAAGAAUGUUGAAAGUAAUAUUUGAGAGUAGUAUUUCAUUAUAAACGUUUUAAAUUUAAAUUUUGUUGAAAAUCAUAAAAAUUUCAAUUGUACAUUAAGGGAACGCACACAAAUCUAAAUCUAAAAUUAUUAGGAUAAGAUAAUUACAGUAAUGUAAAUAACCAGGAAUGAUUUUUCUUUGGAAUACAUAAUUUUAGUAACAAAGAAUUAGGAAAUUCAAAUCAGUUUCUUAUUAUGAAUAAUUCAAGUAAUAAUCAUAUUAUUUUUUUAUUAUACCUAUUCUAAAGAAAUAUUAUACUUCAAAUUUUUUUGAAAAGUAAAAAAUCACUGGAUAAAAGUUUAACUUGAAAAUAGGUAUAUUAUUUAUUUGCAUUUUUUUUUUUUUUUUUUUUUUUGGUAGGAAAGUUUAAAAAAAAUAUAAACACAGUUAAAUUGUAAACUGUUCAAAAUCUACAUAAAUAAUACCUACAAUCUAUCAAACUAGCCAAUUUUAUAAUUGACAGUAGAAAUAUAAACUCAAUGUUUUUUCUUCACAUACUUCUCUACCUAUUUAUGUAGUGUAAUAUAAAUUGUUUAUAAUAUCAUCUUUUAUACAAUUAUUAAGACUAUGAAAAACUAAUGAUCAAUUUCUUUUUGAAUAGACAAUUAUUUUCUAAUAAAAUACCAAAAAUUUAAAAUUAAUUUUAUAAUUUAAGGUUCAAAGUCAAAUGCACAUAAGACGAAUAAAAGAAAGUCAGAUGCUCAUAAAACAAGCAAAAAGAAGUCUGAAAAAUCAAAAGGAGGUAAUACCAAAGUAAAUGCAGAAAAGUAUAAAAAUGGUAAGCUUAUAAACGAAAAGAAAUCCACUAAAUUCAAAGAACAAAAAGGACACAAUGAUAAAUAUAAUGAUCAAGGGGGCCAUAGUGAAGAAUUGCAUGUGCAUACAAAUAAUAAUAAGGAACAAAAGUACAAGAAAGGCGAUAAAGUUAAAAAAUUUAAAACAAAAAAAGUAUGUUAUUUAAAUUCUAAUAAUAAUAGUAGGUUAAUAAAAGACAUGUUGUAACUCGAUAAAUAGGGAUUUCGAGAUAAAUAUAAGAAGAAUGAAAAACACAAGAAAAAUGAAUUCUGGGAUAAUUAUGAAUCAUAUGGUACAUUUAAGAAAUAUGGGAAAAAAAGAAAUAAAAAAGUAGGAGGAGACAAGGAAAACAAGAAAAAAAAAACAAAAAAGGUAUGUGAUAUUGAUAUGAUACAUUUUAAAUGUAGUUAUAUUUAUAUGUGAUAUUUUUUUUAUUAGGAAGGAGUUGAAAAAAAAGUAAGUAAUAACAAAGGAGAAAAACAAAAUAAGACUGGAAGUAAAAGCAACACUGGAUACAAUGAAAAAAAGAAGAGUAGCUCUCACUAUAAUCAUAAAUCUCAAUAUCACAAAGAUAAAAAAUCAAAAAAAAAACAUAAGAAAAAGAUAUAA